GAAAAAGAUUUUCUGAAUUUAUGAGUUGCAUUCUAACUUAAAAACCUUUGUCACAAUGUGGUUAUAUGUACCAAAGCUUGACGUUUUUAAUGAACAACAAAAUUCCGCAUAUGAUGAUGAUGCCAUGAGAAUCGUGAGUUCCACCGUGAUCGAGAGAGUAAACUGGAAACUAGUUUCAUAAAAAUGGAUGAUUGUAAACUUUGUUACACUGUGGCGUUUGCAACAAUUGUACCAGUGUUCUACUACUUAUUUAAAAAGCUUAACACUCAUGCCAUGUGCACCACAAAUACUAAGUUAGAUGGAAAAACCGUUAUAAUUACGGGUGCUAAUACAGGUAUCGGUAAAGAAACUGCGAUUGAUUUAGCUAAACGAGGUGCUACAGUUGUAAUGGCUUGUCGAGAUUUAAAUCGGGGAGAAAAAGCCUUGGAAGAAGUUAAAAAUUUAAGUGGAUCUCAAAAGAUUUUUUUGAGAAUACUCGACCUUGCAUCUCUUAAAUCUAUUCAUAAUUUUAGCUCAAAUUUUAUAAAAGAAUUUGAUGAACUUCACAUUUUGAUUAAUAAUGCGGGAGUGAUGAUGUGCCCUCACUGGAAAACAGAAGAUGGGUUUGAAAUGCAAUUUGGAGUAAACCAUCUUGGUCAUUUUGCUCUAACAAACUUGCUCUUAAAACAUAUGAUAAAAACAAAGGGAAGAGUGAUUAAUGUCAGCUCAAUGGUAUAUGCUUUUGGCGUUAUUAACUUUGAUGACAUAAAUUCGGAGAAAAGUUACAACAAAAUUAAAGCUUAUAAUCAAAGCAAGUUGGCCAAUAUUUUAUUUACUAGAGAGCUCCAAAACAAACUUGGAAGUUCAAACAUAACCACAUACUCUCUUCAUCCCGGAGCAAUAAAAUCAGAUUUACAGAGACAUGUUUUCUUCUUACAAUUUUUACCACGUUUCUUAGGUGUGAAGAACGCGAUUGAAGGUGCCCAAACUACUAUUUAUUGUGCAACUAAAGAGGGAUUAGAAGAGCAUGCAGGAAAAUACUUUAAGGAAUGCCAAGUGACCACGUGUUGUCACAAAGCAUUUAAUGACCUCUCGCAAUUAAAAAAAUUAUGGGAAAUAAGCGAAAAGUUGACUGGAGUUGCAUUCCCAUUAUAAUUGUUCACUUUACAAAGUUUAACUUUUAUUAGUAACUUUUAUAAGCUCGUAAAACUUGAACAAAGAUUUUUUAAUUGUCUGAAUCUUUUUAAAUAGCUUUUUGAAAUUUUUUAAAAACUUAUUUUUGUUAGUGUUUGUAAUAGUUCUUUAAAAAACAAUGAACUAAUUAAACUUAGUUCAAAAUAUAGACAGCUACUUGCGGUAUUCUUUUGAUCAAUAAUAAAUUUUUUUGCAUUAUUUUAUUGUCCGGUCCGAUGCUGAGUGCACAAAUUUUUUUAUGUUGAUUAUUUAUCUAAGAAUUGCAUCUAAUAUCAUUUUGUUCAUCAAAUAUUUUUAUUCAAUACUUUGCUAUCUAUGGAUACAGUACUACUUU
This is a messenger RNA of Hydra vulgaris (swiftwater hydra), 1507 nucleotides long. RefSeq names its product retinol dehydrogenase 12. The record is from RefSeq and is a predicted model, not a curated record. Lineage: Eukaryota; Metazoa; Cnidaria; Hydrozoa; Anthoathecata; Hydridae.